AUGGCUGCUACUAUUCUCGAGCUUGCAAAGCUGAUCUCAGAAUCGACAGUCAAGAUCAAUGACUUCUGCGUUGCCGCUGGAACUCCGGUUCCGGAGCUCAGCGUUCCGUUCGACUCAGUCUCUGAAGCAUGGCGCCAGCAGCCGGGUGUGCAGCUGGCUAUCGAUACCGCCAUUUCUGCUGCCCAUCAGCUCAUCUCAACUUUGACUCCUGCACCUCUUUCUGUAUUGCGCAUGGGCGGAGCGUAUCAAUCGGCUGCUACGAGAGUUGCGUUUGAGAGCAAUGCUGCUGCCAUCAUCAAGGAAGGUGGUGAGAAGGGAAUGCACGUAAACGACAUCGCUAUCAAGGCAAAAGUAGACACCAAGAAACUCGUUCGGGUACUCCGCUACCUCGCGUCCAUGCAUGUCUUCCGUGAGGUUGAACCCGAUGUCUUUGUGAACAAUCGAAUUUCGUCCUGCUUCGACAUCGGCAAGCCGUUCGCGGAGAUCGCGUCCAACCCCAUAGACAAGUACGAAGGCACGCCUGGAAUCACGGCUCUGUUCGGACACAUGCUCGACGAAUACAACAAAAGCGCUAUGUACGCCUGGGAGGCACUCUCCGAUCCAGCGACCUCGUACUCUGAAGAACCCGAAGACGCAGCACUGAGCCGUGCUUUUGGAAAACGUGAGGCGUUCUGGGAAUGGAUCGAGGAACCGGAACAAGACCAUCGGUUAGCCCGGUUCGGCGUUGCGAUGCGCGCAUGGCAGAAUACGUUGCCACCUGAGGCGAUGCUUCACGGUUUCGACUGGAGGUUGCUAACAGAAAAUGAUUUGAUCGUCGACGUUGCCGGCGGGAUUGGCAACGCUGUUCUCCCGAUUGCGAAGAUUAACCCGGCUGUCAAGAUUCUCAUCCAAGAUCGCCCCGCAGUUAUAGAGGAUGGCAUCAAGUACUGGAAGGAGCAAUUCCCUGAGGCCGUCGAGUCCGGCAGGGUGACGUUGCAAUCGCGCGACCUCUUCGCCGCCCAACCAGUCAAAACCGCGUCUGUCUUCCUCCUCCGGCGUAUACUCCACGACUGGUCGGACAAGUACGCCCGCAAGAUCCUGACUACCCUGCGGGAAGCCGCUGCUCCGAGCACAAAGUUGCUUAUAAUCGACCACAUCCUGCAUCACGUAUGUGCAGAUCCGACUCUGAGUGGGCCCGAGCCUGUACCUGGAUGGAAGGCGGCGAGGAGGGAGGAUGCGCCGCCGCCUUUGCUGCCCAAUUGGGGUAUUUGUGGGAUUGGACAGUAUGGGUCUGACCUUCAUAUGAUGAUCAUCCACAAUUCACAGGAGCGGACGCUCACCCACCUGAGCCAGCUAUUCGAAAGCACCGGCUGGAGAAUGGCACGAGUCUACCCAGACCCGACUAACAUCAUGUCCCAGGUGGAGGCCGUUCCCAUCUGA
Messenger RNA from Dacryopinax primogenitus, 1419 nucleotides. Its product is annotated as O-methyltransferase. Bases 1 to 1419 code for a protein of 472 amino acids. The transcript is spliced from 8 exons. Lineage: Eukaryota; Fungi; Basidiomycota; Dacrymycetes; Dacrymycetales; Dacrymycetaceae. Gene Ontology annotation, molecular function: O-methyltransferase activity. The record is from RefSeq and is a predicted model, not a curated record.